AGUGGACUAACGACAUGUCUCCGCAGAAAUUCGCUGCUAGUAUAAAUGCUGAUAAGCACUCUUUGAUUCACCGAUGUUGGAUUGGUUUUGCUGUCGUCGCCGUCGUCACGGUCAUGAAGAUUUGGAAACAGAUACUGUGGCUUCCACCGGCCAUCGCAUUCGCGACACCGUCGGGCUCUUCUCCCACCAUCAAUAUAUAUAAACAUUUUGGUAAUCUAUCGCCUUAUUUUGUGCCAGAAAACACUCCAGCUUCGGUAAAGUCAGGCGUGCCACCAGGGUGUACGGUCGAAAAAGGGUUUCUCAUCCACCGCCAUGGAAGCCGACAACCUUUAUCAGACGAAAUCGGGGUCAUACAGGAUCUUUCAUACUAUGUCAACAACAACACAGAUAUGUUUUCAUCGCCGCAAGAGAAGCUAUCCCCUGGAUUUGUCUUUCUUUCCAAAGGAUGGAAAAGCACGUUCACGACCAAUGACCUUUCUGCCGUUGGGCGCCAACAGCUUUUCGACCACGGUGUUGCGUUGAAGCUCAAAUAUCCAGAGCUUUCAACAAACUACGUACUAGCUGGGGACCAAGAUCGUGUUGUUGAAUCUGCCAUGUGGUUCAUGGAUGGCUACUACGGUCGCUCGGUGAAUUCUACUGCAAUACUCAAUCGAAUCCCGGAGAAUAAUAAGACAAUAUCUUGGAUCACACCUAUGAACACGUGUGAGGGCUGGGAGUACAAUUACGGAGGUGCCUUGGUUUCAGAAUGGGGUGCAAUUUAUUUGCCGCCUAUUGCCAACCGUAUCAACGAUUUGCUAGCUCCAGCCUACCCUUCUGUCAACUUUACAGCGACACAUGUGCAUGGCAUGUUCUAUGCCUGUGUCUACGGAACAGCUGUCUAUGGCAUUGGUUCGUCACCCUGGUGCAAUGUCUUCCUUCCGGAAGAGAUACUGCAGAACGAGUAUGAGUACGAUCUUCUCAUGCGAGGUGCCUUCGGAUACGGUCUUCCCAAUGACAUGGGCACAGUCAUUGGCAGCCUCCUUGUUUCUAACAUGACUGAGUUUUUACAAAACAGUUCAGGCCCCAGUUUGUCAUUGAAUUUCGGCCAUGACACGACAAUCGAUCUUGGGUUAACCGCUCUUGGACUCGCCGCGGAUCGUGACUAUCCCACAAAAGGACCGAUUAAUGCAACACGAUCCUGGAGAACGUCUAAGCAGGUACCAUUUGCUGCGCAAAUGUUCUGGACAAGUCUGUCCUGCGAUGGGGAGUUGAGAAUCCAGCUUCUGUUAAACGAAGCAAACUUUGACCUGAGCCCUACUGGCUGCGCCAGUGACGAGUAUGGAACUUGCAAUUUUGCAGAAUUUCUUGCUAGCGAUAAAGUUCAGGCUGCUCUACAUGUGCUACAUGAAGAUCCAAGGUGGACAUCGGCUUGCGCUGUUAAAUUGUAAAUGUAGAUG
Molecule: messenger RNA, 1436 nt
Organism: Verruconis gallopava
Lineage: Eukaryota; Fungi; Ascomycota; Dothideomycetes; Venturiales; Sympoventuriaceae
Exons: 1
Coding region: 15-1427 (470 amino acids)
Molecular function (GO): acid phosphatase activity
Source: RefSeq, a predicted model, not a curated record